Molecule: messenger RNA, 1891 nt
Organism: Bradysia coprophila
Lineage: Eukaryota; Metazoa; Arthropoda; Insecta; Diptera; Sciaridae
Molecular function (GO): protein binding
Source: RefSeq, a predicted model, not a curated record
GGCGUGCAACAGUUGUGAUGUGGGUUGCAUUUCAUAAACAAAAAUUCGAAACAAGCUGUAAAAACUAGCAAGCCUUCUCGUAUGUGGAUGCAAUUGUCUGUAGUACUUAAUCAAUUGAAACAUUGGCAAGCACAAUCAAUCUCAAAAUAUGUCGAACACAGAUCUACAUGUACAGUGCAAUGUAGUGGAGGUUGACCAUCAGAACGAUGAUAUCAAGGAUGAUUAUGAGUACAUAUUUCUAUCAGAUGGAUCGAAUACGCAGUUAGAUGAUUUCUUAGAGACAUGGCGCGAAGAAAUCUAUCGGAAACAUAGGAUUCUUCGCUUGAAUGACGAUUGUUUCUUCAAAAUCUUCAGUUAUUUGCCGGCGAAUGAUUUGUGUGCGAUCAGCGAAACAUGUCGUGAUUUCCAAAGACUUUCCCGCUAUUACGUCGAAGGGCAUAGCAAAAGAUUUCACUUGGAACGGGCGAGUUUCUACAACAAGUGGUCUAAAAUCAGAUUGAAUGAUGCUAAACGGUUCAUUCGGAACUUCGGUCAAAACCUCAAAAUAUUGUCGCUCAAAAACGACGAGUUUGAGAGUGAUGCAAAUCCGAUGAGACUGCUGCCUCUACUAGACCGAUAUUGCACUCAGUUGCAGGACUUUGUAAUAGACGUCAGCCAUUUGAAUCCAAUGACAAUUAUCCAGUCCGAACAACUGAAUGCUAAUUUGCAACGAUUGUCGAUCGGAGCAUAUAUGAUACCCAGUGAUACCAACAUAUUCGGCCCACUAAAUAUCGACGCAAUUUUGACACACUUUACAGCGUUGAAACAUUUGGAGGUGAAUCACUUGCGUUGGACCGUAGGUGAAGGUGCGUACAUAGCGAAGCGUUACGAAGCAUUAGAGUCCUUAUCGCUGCAGAGUUUCAUUUUACCGCCUGUCGACACGUUAACAGCUUUCCUCAGCGAAAAUCGACAAUUGAAGAGAGUGAAGUUCUCGUGUUGCUUCUUUAAUAAAUGCACGUAUCCACUAACACUGCCAACAAUUCCAAAUUUGGAGUCAUUCACGUUACUUAGUGACAACAAUUUUCAUGUAUCCCAUGAUGACAUCGGAGGUAUGCAAAUACAUCAGCUUCGUUUGUCGGAUAUUACGGGCGAUAUUCCAGCACUAAAGAAACUUCGAAUCGACUUGAAAAAUUUUCAAAAAUCCAACCUCAACCCACUUCUUGACCGUUUAGCAGUGCACAAUACCAUCGAAAAAAUUUGUAUUGAGAGAACCCAUGAAUUUCCUGACGAAAUGGAAAAACACUUGUGUGCACUGACCUCGUUGAAAAUAUUGAGGUUUACCUGGGUUAAAGGUUUUACCAAUGAAAUUGCCAAAAAAUUGGCCUGUGGCUUGCCGAAUUUACCGUAUGUUGAAUUCCAUUAUUGCGAUGUUACCUUCAGUAUGAUCGAAUAUUUUCUGGAAUUUUCGCAUGGUGUUCAUACAAUUUGUCUUUUUAUGCAUGUACUGCACAAGAAAAGAUCACCGUUCACGAAAGCUGUGUUGUUGUCUAUGAUCAAUGCUCGACGCCGAAACAGACACAGGAAUGUGGUAUUGACGUUGAUUCUAAAUGACAAAGUCAUAUCAGAGGCAAAAAGAAAUGAGGAAGGAGUUCUUAAAUUGUUACUGGACUGUGCUGAUGUUAUCAGAGUACUCCCAUCACGUACGAUAAAUAUUCUGAAGUAAAGGUACUUUCUUAGCGAGGCUAAUGUAUAUUGCAUUACAAUCAUUCCAAAUAAUUUGAAUACUUGGACGUCUUAAACUUUAGGAAGGAAGGAAGGCAAAGUAAAAAUAUCAAAUUGUAAUCAAAUACCAAAAAAUAUUAUCAAAACGAUGACUUUUCUACGGAAUAAAUUUUAACUAUUUGUUAAGUCA